This is a messenger RNA of Actinia tenebrosa (Australian red waratah sea anemone), 2046 nucleotides long. RefSeq lists its product as uncharacterized. Gene Ontology annotation, biological process: L-threonine catabolic process; glycine biosynthetic process. Gene Ontology annotation, molecular function: L-allo-threonine aldolase activity. Gene Ontology annotation, cellular component: cytosol. The record is from RefSeq and is a predicted model, not a curated record. NCBI's taxonomy places the organism in Eukaryota, Metazoa, Cnidaria, Anthozoa, Actiniaria, Actiniidae.
AUGGCGCAAAGAAUUUUACAGACCUCUUUUAAGAAGAUAAUAUUUAUACCACUAGCACUAAACAUCAUUCAAAAUUGUCGCUCAUCUAAUUCUCUCAUCACUAAAGCUUUCUCAUUGUAUAGUAGUGGCAUCAAAGGUACUAUGGAACAGGAGAAAGGUAUUCAUGUUAUUGAUGUGAGGAGUGAUACUGUUACGAAACCAACUCCAGAGAUGAGACAAGUUAUGGCUAAUGCUGAGGUCGGUGAUGAUGUAUUUGGUGAAGACCCUUCAAUCAAUAGUCUUCAGGAAAAAUCUGCAAAGCUGCUUGGAAAAGAGGCUGGUUUGUUUGUUCCCUCAGGAUCCAUGGGAAAUAUUAUUUCCAUCAUGGCACAUUGUCCUCAUCGUGGUGAUGAAAUUUUAGUUGGAGAUAAGUCUCACAUAUGUAUUUGGGAGCAGGGCUCCUGUUCUCAGAUAGCAGGAGUGCAUUCCAGGCAAAUUUACACCCAUCCCAAUGGAGAAUUGGACCUUGAAGACAUGAAAAGCAAGAUAUAUGAUGGACAGGAUGAUCACUUCACUCACACAAAAUUGAUCUGCCUGGAGCAGACUCACAAUUACUCAGGAGGUUCAGUUCUUUCCCUUCCAUAUUUAGAGAAGGUGAAAGAGAUUGCUACUGUUAAUAACUUGUCACUUCACAUGGAUGGUGCAAGGCUUUUUAAUGCUGUAGCAGCUCUUGGUGUCCCAGCAGCAGAAGUUACCAAGCAUAUGGACUCUGUCACAUUCUGCCUGUCGAAGGCUCUUGGCGCUCCUGUUGGAUCAGUAAUUGUUGGUUCCAAAGAGUUCAUAGCGAGGUGCCACAGACACAGGAAAGCCCUAGGGGGAGGUAUGAGGCAAGCAGGUAUAAUAGCUGCAGCUGGUAUCUAUGCACUUGAUAAUAUUGCACCAAAGUUGGUGGAGGAUCAUACAAAUACUAAUAGGCUCGUUCAAGGGCUAAUGAAAUUGAAAGGCAUUGAUGUGGACCCCAAGGAAAUACAAUCAAACAUGGUGUACUUGAAUGUCACUCACGACAGCCUUACAGCUAAUGACAUUGUGCAUGGAAUGGGAACUUGUUCAGAUAAUGAACCACGAAAAGUCAUUGUGAAACUUCUAGCCAUUAGUGCCAGAAGAAUAAGAAUUGUAUUCCAUCACCAAGUACAAAGUAAUGAUGUAGAAUUAAUUAUCAAUAAGUUGAGAUACAUUUUGCAAUCUUAAAUUAACAUUUUGCAAUCUUGGAAUCAUGAUUAUUCUACUUUGAAUUCAUACUUUUUACAAAAUGAAAUGCAGACAAUGUUUGAAAUAAAAAUACUAGAAACAAAAUUUCAGAUGAUAAUCCCAAGUACCGAACUAAAUAAUACUAAAUAUUGUGUUAUUCCUCUUUUCUGUUCAUGAUGAGUCGGAGGUGAUUGAUCGUAUGGCCAAUACAACACAGACACAAAUGUUGAAAACAAUUUGUGAAAUUCUGUGAAUAAUUCAUAAUUCCUUUGGGACAUUUUGAAUUCAUAUGCUAAUUAGAUACAGCCACUAGUGCUGUAUCAGAACAGUAUACAUCCACCAGUGACAUCUAAUUAGCAUUUUCAGCAUAAGGUUGGUAUCAGGUUUACACGAUAUUCAUGUGACCUGAUAUCUAAAGCUGUAUUGGCUUAGACCCUCAUUAAUUAUUCAUGAAUUUUACAAACCAAUUUUUAUAAGUAUGGGAAUUUUCAUAAUUAUUAUGGAUAACUAGAACAGUACCAUUCAACUGGCUGUUGGCAAUUUGACAAGCAAACCAUAUCUUGAAUUUAUAGCUAAUGUGUCAUGUAAUUAUGAGAAUAGUUCUGUUUUAUAGUUACGAGAUUCUCAUGUUUGUUCUUUACACUCUAAUGCAAAGAUUUAUUUCUAUCAGGGGGUCGUUUUUACUCCACUUUGAGAUGCACAAAUUCAAAGCAGCUUAAUUGGCAGAUGUUGAGUUCGUACAUAGUGUGGGACAGUUUCAUAUUGUUUUGAUCAACUGACCUAGCAUGUGCAACGACAAAAAAAGAUUUAUUCUGGCUG